AUGGCGUCCCAACCGACGCUGCUGCCGUCGCCAGUGGCCAGGGCACUCGGCGCGGCCACGAUAGCAAGUGAUGAGGAUUCUCCUGCUAUAAUAUUUCCACUCGAACGCAACAUCAGAAUCUCCCAGUUCCCUUCCCCUCUCCCUAGUCCCCUCAUCUCGUACCGACCGGCCUAUACGACCCUCGAGGACGGCUCGCUCCUCACUUCCGUCUACAAAGCAGACCUCUAUUCGGCCAACUCACGUCUCUUUGGCAUUGGCGCCCUUCUCACCCUCGGGGCAAUCAACGUUUGGACCUGUGUCUCGUUUAUUCGCAGGGGUAAAGUCAAAGACAAGACGCUCUUUUAUCUCCUGUUGGCCAGCCAGCUCCUCCUUCCCGUUUGCUUUUUCGCCCUCCUCUCCCCCUUUUUUCUCAGCAAUGUCAAUUGCACCAUCGUCAACACAGUCGCCGUCAUUGCGACCGAAGCAUCUUAUGCGAUAUUGAUAUCGGGAAUCCUGGGUCUCAAGGCCUAUCGGUGCCUCAGCAAAUCCAAAUUCAUCCUCGUCGUCGUUUGGGUCCUCCAGAGCGCCGUCUUUGUUCUGUUCGCUUUCGAUAUUCGGGGCAUAGAUUCGCCGCGCCGGAUCAGUGGAAGCUGCAGUACAGAUGGAAAGCUCAAGUUCAUGCCGAUUGCCCUCAUACUCACCGUCGUCGAGACUCUUUUCCUUGGUCUAUGUUUUCUCUACGCCGUGUGGAAAUCAUCGCUCUAUCCUGCCGCACAAGGCCGUCUCUCCAUUGCCAUUUCCGAGAAACCACCGACCAUACGAGACGAGGACGUCCACGAUCCAGUCGGCAACCCCAACACAUUUGCAGCCACACGUCAACGUGGCUGGUGGGACUAUGUGCCCCGAGCCCCUCCCUCGGACACGGGUUCGGUGCGCGCAGCACCCGUGCGUACUUCGGACGAUUCGCUCGUCAAGCGGCUACGAAAUUCGGUCAUGAGGCUUACGACGAGCAUGGACCUUGCGUCGGGGCCUGGCUUUCCACAACAGCAAGCGGCAUAUAACCGCAAGCCAUCGAUACCGACUGAAUACCCGAUAUCACAACCGCCACGCCCGCAGCAUACUUCUCGACCGUCCCAUGUGUUGAGCGAAAAGUCGCGAAUGAGCACGGUGGAGGAUGAGCGGCGUGGUACACUGGAUCCAUCGAGGAGGGGAGCUAGAAACUCGGAGAUUGCGCCAAGUGCGAGAACCACGAGUGUGAAGAGCAUUCUUUUUGCUCCAUCUGUCGCUGGUAUGACGGAUAGGAGCUCAAAGAUUGAUCCACUCCAGCCACUGCCGAGAAAGGAAGGUCAAGAGGAGGCUCCAAAGGAGAAUGAAUGGGACUCGAAGAAGCUUCCGACCGUCUUUCAGCUUCGAGCAGUCAUCAAGGAUGAGAUGAUCUACACGUUUAUCAUCAUGCUUUCUUGCAUGCUGUCUGCUGGACUCGCCAUCUUUCGAGCAAAGCAAAACGACGUCGUGUUUGGACCGUCUGUCUGGCUCGGUGCCAACUGGGCCGCCAUCUCGCUCCUCGUCAUGCGCUCCUUUUCCCGAGUUGUUCGGAGACACGAACGUGAUGCGAUCCUGCAGUCCCCGACGGCCUAUGGGUCCCCUAGUGAGUUUGUGACGGCGCUUGCCCGACGACGACGGGAUGCCCUGGCUCUCGCGGCUCGGACCGAAUCUUCAAUCUUUGCACCCCUGCCUGGCGACCCUGCCGAAUCGAAGCGGCGAAAGCUUGCUCGUCGUUCUUCGUGGGACCAUGCCACGAGCGACACCCGGGUGCGCCAUGGAUACACCCAGAGUCUCUUUGAAGACAAUGCGAGCCUUCGAAGACGCGAGGGACUGCGUGCAUGGGAUGAGGAAAAGGAGAGGCGGAAGCUUAGGGAGCUCGAGUCGGAGAAUCCGUUUGCGGAUUUUGAGGACAUUGCUGGCUUUGGAUACGAACAACGCAAGAGCGGCGAGGGACCUUUGGGUGUCGAAGAGCUGAUGCUCGACAACGACUCGAUUUACCGACGUGGAUUGCCGCUGCAGAAGCCGAUGACGGCUAGCCCCUGGACGGAAAGCCCGUUCACAUAUGUAGGCACCGGAAGCAAUCCGCCUGCCAGCUAUGAUGGCGAGAGGAGGCGGUCAAUCGGUCCGAUGUCAUCUCCUUUUGAUCCAGGGUAUAGCCUCGGCAGAAGACUGAGCGACGUUUCGCUCCCACCACCCGCAGCUAUUGCGGAACCCAACGAACGCGAACGACAGCGGUACCUUCAGCCCUCUCUCAACCCUAGUCCGACAUCUCCAACAGCCAAAGCCAGUGGUGGAAUAACGACCACUGUUGGAUUUAGCAGGAUCGGAAACGGGCUGGCGGGCACUCUCCCCGGAGGAGGUGUCCGUAGAGGUGCGAUUACGACCGAGUCUGUUCCUGUUGUCGCGGUGCCCACGCGUGCUGGUGCGCUUACGCCAGAGGGGACGCCGUCGCCUCCUCAAUCGCAUCAUGGCUCGUCGAUUGAAAUGUUGGAGCAACCACGGACAACAUGA
Molecule: messenger RNA, 2535 nt
Organism: Serendipita indica DSM 11827
Lineage: Eukaryota; Fungi; Basidiomycota; Agaricomycetes; Sebacinales; Serendipitaceae
Source: the annotation of a GenBank genome assembly